This is a messenger RNA of Myripristis murdjan (pinecone soldierfish), 1179 nucleotides long. It is a transcript of the gene blvrb, whose product is annotated as biliverdin reductase B. The transcript has 5 exons. Gene Ontology annotation, molecular function: biliverdin reductase [NAD(P)H] activity; riboflavin reductase (NADPH) activity. Bases 83 to 706 code for a protein of 207 amino acids. The record is from RefSeq and is a predicted model, not a curated record. Lineage: Eukaryota; Metazoa; Chordata; Actinopteri; Holocentriformes; Holocentridae.
UUGCUCCUCAUGCCCAGCAGAAAGGGCGAGCUGCGGACGGGCUCCAGUGUGUGAGCGGCGGCUCCUGAGGAACAGACCCACCAUGUCAGACUCCAUCAAAAACGUCGCGAUCUUUGGAGCCACGGGGAUGACCGGGCUGGUGACCCUGCCGCAGGCUGUGGCUGCAGGCUACAGUGUGACGGUGCUGGUCCGGGACGCCUCCAGGCUGCCGGCCGACCACAAGGCGUCCCGAGUGGUGGUGGGUGAUGUCUUGAACAAAGACGACGUGAAGAAGACCAUGGAGGGCCAGGAUGCCGUCAUCAUCAUCCUGGGCACCAGGAAUGACCUCAGCCCCACCACCAUGAUGUCUGAGGGCACCAAGAACAUCCUGGAGGCCAUGAAGGCUCGCGGCAUCCGCAAAGUUGUCGGCUGCAUGUCAGCCUUCCUGCUGUGGGACCGCUCCAAGGUCCCGCCCCGUCUGGUCCCCGUGACCGAGGACCACGACAGGAUGUACACUGCGCUGAAGGAGUCUGGGCUGGACUACGUGGCCGUCAUGCCUCCUCACAUCGCCGGCGACCAGCCGCUGACGGAGCGCUACGAGGUGACGGAGAACAUGCUGAAAGGAAGAGCCAUCUCCAAGUUCGACCUGGGACAUUUCUUCGUCAAGUGUCUGUCCACCUCGGAGUGGGACGGCAAGACUGUGGGAGUGUCUGGACAGUACAGUUAAUCCGCCCAAACACACACACACGCAGUGAUAGUGCAGGAUGUAAAUGGAAUCACUGCGUGGCUGUUCUCUGUUUGGAGAGAUGUUUGUUCAUGUUGAGAAUUAGAGUGAGAAUGAAGGAAGUGUGUUGAUUCAAACCUUUAGCUUAGUUUAGAUAAACCAUUAAUGCUUAAAUCUCAUCAUGUUUUCACCUUUUAAAAUCCUGACUGAGCCGCUUUGGCUUUGUGUCAUUGUUGUACUGACGUCCAGUUUGUCUCCGGCCACGCUCAGAGACAUUGGAUCAACAUGUGCCAGACGUUCACUGCUGUUUUUCAGAGCUUUAUAUCAGAUCUUUUAUUUUACAAGUGUAACAAAACUGCAUAUGGAUCGCUUUGUGUGCCAUCAGCGAAACUUUCAUCAUGUGAUGCUUCUUCUGGGGCCAUUCCACUGCAUGCUUGUCAUUUUUAUAGCUUUUGAAAUAAAGGAGUUUAUUGUAC